Tinamus guttatus (white-throated tinamou) is the source of this 540-nucleotide messenger RNA. RefSeq names its product neurturin (gene NRTN). Gene Ontology annotation, molecular function: glial cell-derived neurotrophic factor receptor binding; receptor tyrosine kinase binding; growth factor activity. The record is from RefSeq and is a predicted model, not a curated record. NCBI's taxonomy places the organism in Eukaryota, Metazoa, Chordata, Aves, Tinamiformes, Tinamidae.
AUGAAGGUAUGGAAGUUUGCAGCCAUUGCAUCGAUGCUCCUCAGUUCCCUGUUAUCCAUUUUAGUUUGUAGAGACAUGCUCAACGGGAGCCGGAAAUACAGCCCCGUGCCUUCCUCGCCGGCCUCGCGGGCAUCCUCCUCCUCCUCGCUGCCGGCAGCUCCGCGGAGACCCCCACGGGCCCUGGACCGCCACGGCUCGCUGCUCUCCCAGUACGGCGCCUUGCUGGAGAGCUACACGGAGGGCGAGCUGCGGCGGCUCCUGGGCGCGCUGGUGGAGCGGCGGAGCGGGGCCAGGGUGGGCUACGAGUCGGACGAGACUGUGCUUUUCCGCUACUGCAGCGGCACCAACGACGGCGCCCUGCGCAGCUACGACCUGUCGCUGCGCAGCAUGCGGAGCAGCCGCCGCAUCCGCAAGGAGAAGGUGCGAGCCCGGCCCUGCUGCCGGCCCCUGGCCUACGACGACGACGUCUCCUUCCUGGACGCCUACAACCGCUACUACACCGUGAAUGAGCUGUCGGCCAAGGAGUGCGGCUGCGUGUGA